AUGAUUCGAUCCAGCCGGCUUUUGCGAGUGAAGCCCCAGCGGGCCGUUCGGGGUGUGCAGCGAGUUUCGCGAGCGAUCCCCUCGGGAGUGACCCACAUUCCGCGAGCCACCGUGACUGCUCAUGUGUCUAACUUCUCCACCUUUCGAGUGGUUCGACAGCAGCAGUUUUCCGAGGACGAGCUCGACGUGCUGAAUUCCGAGCGAGAAAAGGACUUUGUUGACGUGGCCAUUGUGGGAGGAGGCCCUGCUGGUCUGUCUGCGGCCAUCAAGAUCAAGCAGCUUGAUAAUGAGCACGGCAAUGGCGAUCUGCGAGUCAUUGUGCUUGAAAAGGCCCCCGAUAUGGGCUCGCACAUUCUGUCUGGAGCUGUUCUCGAGCCCCGAGCUCUGGAUGAGCUGAUCCCCGAGUGGAGAGACGAUCCUCCUGAGCCCAUGACUCUUGUUACCGAAGAGACCAUGCGUUUCUUCACCAAAAAGUGGGCCAUUCCCAUCCCCGAGCCUCCCCAGAUGCACAACAAGGGAAAGAACUACAUUGUAUCACUUAACCAGGUGACCAAAUGGCUGGCCGAGAAGGCCGAGGAGGUUGGAGUCGAGGUCUACCCCGGAUUUUCUGUUUCCGAGCUGGUUUACCGAGACGGAAACGUGGUUGGUGUGGCUACUAACGACAUGGGCCGAGCCAAGGACGGAAAGCCCCUUGAUAGCUUUGAGCGAGGCAUGGAGUUCUACGCCCGAACCACGCUGCUGGCCGAGGGCUGCCACGGAUCGCUGAGUAAGCAGGCAAUCUCCAAGUACGAUCUGCGAAAGGAUUCCGAGCCCCAGACCUACGGUAUUGGAAUCAAGGAGGUGUGGGAGGUCCCUGACGAGGUGUUCAAGUCCGGAUACGUGGCCCACGGUCUGGGAUGGCCUCUUGAUACAGAAACUUAUGGAGGAGGCUUCAUGUACCACUUUGGAGACAACCUGGUGGCCGUCGGUCUUGUCACUGGCCUCGACUACAAGAACCCUUACAUUUCGCCAUUCAAGGAGUUUCAGCGAAUGAAGCAUCACCCCUUCUUCGCCAAGGUUCUGUCGGAGGGAACCUGUAUUCAGUACGGUGCCCGAGCUCUUAACGAGGGAGGUCUGCAGUCCAUCCCCAAGCUUUCUUUCCCCGGAGGCGCACUUAUCGGCUGUUCUGCUGGCUUCCUCAACGUGCCUAAAAUUAAGGGUACUCAUACUGCCAUGAAGUCUGGUAUGCUUGCUGCUGAGACCAUUUGGGAGCAGUUCCAGGCCGAGAACGAGGCUGGAACCCCUCUGGUGGUGUCUGAGGCUGAGGACCUUGAGCCCGAGCUGUUCAAGACUAUCGAUCUCGCCAACUACGAGCAGAAGUUCAAGGAUUCGUGGAUCUACGACGAGCUUCACGAGGUCCGAAACGUGCGACCCUCUUUCCACAACCCUCUCAAGAACUGGGGAGGUCUGCUGUACUCCGGUAUUGACACCUUCCUGCUGCGGGGACGAGUUCCCUGGACUCUCAAGCAUGCCACCACCGACUCUGCUGCCACCGAGCCUGCUUCCAAGCACAAGGAGAUUGAUUACCCCAAGCCCGACGGAAAGCUGUCUUUUGAUCUGCUUACUUCCGUGUCACGAACCGGAACUAACCACGACGAAGAUGAACCUGUCCAUCUGAAGCUCACUUCUGACCCUGCUGACGCUCCCUUCAAGAUCAACACUGAGGCUGAUCUGGCCAAGCAUACCGCCGACAACUGGGAGAAGUACAAGGGUGUCGAGGCCCGGUUCUGCCCCGCCGGUGUCUACGAGUACAUUGAGGAUGACGCUGGUGACGGCGUUCGAUUCCAGAUCAACUCGCAGAACUGUAUCCAUUGCAAGACCUGCGAUAUCAAGGUGCCUGGCCAGAACAUCAACUGGACUGUUCCUCAGGGUGGAGAUGGUCCCAAGUACUCCAUGACUUAA
This is a messenger RNA of Yarrowia lipolytica CLIB122, 1941 nucleotides long. RefSeq lists its product as uncharacterized. Gene Ontology annotation, cellular component: mitochondrial inner membrane. The record is from RefSeq and is a predicted model, not a curated record. Gene Ontology annotation, biological process: electron transport chain. Lineage: Eukaryota; Fungi; Ascomycota; Dipodascomycetes; Dipodascales. Gene Ontology annotation, molecular function: electron-transferring-flavoprotein dehydrogenase activity; iron-sulfur cluster binding.